AUGGAAGGUCAAUAGUAGCAACAGCAACCACAAGUCAUGGUAGGACAGCAGUAUUAGGAAUAAUUCUAGCAGUAAUUCGAUCCUGCACUCAUGCAACAGUAAUUCAUGCAAAUGCCAAACGUGAUGAUGGGCGAUUAAAUGAUGCCAAAUGGUAUGAUGCCAUUCAUGCCCCCUUAUUAAGGACAACCAGCUUAUGGUGGCUAUAAUCAAUACCAAAUGCCACAACAAUAUAUGAUGCCUUAAUAAAUGGGAGGAUAUCAAUAGAACAACUACGGUAGAGGUGGUUAUAAUAAAGUGAACCCACAAAAAUUCAAAACUGUACUAUGCAGACACUUUGAGAAUAAUGGAUCUUGUUCAUUAAAUGAUAGGUGCUCUUUUGCCCACGGUUCUCACGAGAUCAGAGGCUUCACCGAUGUAAUAAAAUUGGACAUUAAUCUUUCCGUAGCCAUUACCGUAGGAAGCAAUGCACAGCAGACCACACAACUCUUCAGGCCAUAACAGUGGUAACUAUAAGACAGCCAAGAAAUUGCAAAUACGGAGAUAAUUGCUCAUUCGCCCAUGGAGAUCAUGAGGUCAAUAAAAAAGCAUAAGAAUUCAAUUACUAACCAAGCUAUAACAACUACAAUCAAAAUUUUCUCUAAUAGCAUGAACAACAGCAGCAACCCAAUACUCAAUGAUGGAAGCCGAGAUGAGAGCCAUCCUUGA
This is a messenger RNA of Stylonychia lemnae, 705 nucleotides long. Lineage: Eukaryota; Ciliophora; Spirotrichea; Sporadotrichida; Oxytrichidae. The record is from the annotation of a GenBank genome assembly.